AUGGCAAUAAAAAAAGGCAAAGGCGCCUCCACGAAACCGAACAAGAGGAAGAAGUUAAAGAGCAUCAUCGACGAUGACUACAGCUCGGAACUGAGCAUAACGGCGGUCGGGGAACCCGACUACAGCGAAGUGUUUGAGGUUGAAAAAAUCGUCAUGGCGAGGUACAAAUUAAACAUAAAGAGAAAAAAAAAUAGGAAGGAAGAAAGUCUUGACAAUUUUGAAUUCUUUAUAAAAUGGAAGAAUUACGAUAGUGAUGAUAACACGUGGGAGCCCUUCGAAAAUUUAAGCUCAACAUUGAAAGGUCAGGCGAGAAAAGCAGCACUAAAGCUGACAGAAGAAUUAGGAAUUGUAAAUGGGAAUGGAGCCAGUGCGAUUUCCAGCAUUGGAAAUAGUGCAGGCAUCUCCGAAGGGGUGGUAGGAAGCCCAGGCGACAAUACAAAUGCAUUAAACGCAAUGAAUGAUAAGGUCCCAAUGAGCGAUAUGGGUCCAAUGAGCGAUGUGGGUCCAAUGAGCGAUGUGGGUCCAAUGAGCGAUGUGGGUCAAAUGAGCGCCGUGGUCCCUAUGGGCGAUAUGGAUCCAAUGACCGGAAUGAACGGGAACGCUGUUAACAACAUAAGCAAAAAGAAAAAGAGAAUGGUGAAAUCGGUGAAAAACCAAGUGGUGGAAAAAAAUCGAACAGGCGUGGAAAAUGAAGAAGAGAACAAUGCACUACGGGGGAAGAAAAUUUUAGCAAAGGAAGUGGAUUCCACAAAUAAUCAUCCCAAUAAUUAUUUCCCCAGAAAUAUGAUGGACGAUGAUGAAGACGAUCCAGAUGGAAAUGAUCAAGAUCUCAUAAAAAAUGACACCCGUUUUAAAAAUAUAAGCAAGAACAUGAAUAUAAAUACCCCUACCAGUGAGCAUUACACGAAAAACGACGCAACUUUUCGUCAUCGGAAAAAAUUGGGAAACAUAAAAAGCAUCCUCUGUAUAUCCAACAGAAUUAACAGCAUCGAAAUUUCAAAUAAAAAUAAAGGAAUAGCUAACCAUGCAAAAAAUAAAAUACUGGAACGCCUUGACAGAAAUUAUUACAUGAAACAGAAAAAUAAAUUUAACACCAUUUUGCAGAAUAAUAAAAAUCUGUUGGAUCAUUUUAUCAACAGCAGAAACCAGGAGCUCACUAACGAAACGGGCAAAAGUGGGAGGAGUAACGAUUUCAACAUCUUUGAUCAUUUCGAAACUAAUUAUCGCGAGGACAACAGCAAGAGACAUCAUUAUCCGCAUGUCUCCCACAGACACAGCAACAGUCAAAACCGCAAUCGAAAUAGAAGCCAGAGCCACGGUCAGCUCCAUGGCCACACGCACAGCCAUACGAACAGCCGGACAAACAGCCGGAGGAACAAUCGGACACAAAGCCACAGCGACCAGCCCACACGCGCAUACGACGAUCGAAGUAACUUGCCAGUGGAGAGUUCUAAGAAGCAGAAUGGAAUGAGCUUUUCGAAAAAUGUCACCAAUGAUGAUACGUAUCUGUACUGGAAAGUCAGGGACAAGAGAAAAUAUGAGUUCCUCAAUAUGGGUUACAGCAACAACUGCGCAGGUGCAACCAGCAGAAUGGGCAACGAGGAUGUGCCCUUCGGAUUCGAAAGCAAAGUUUUGAAGAAGUUGAAUCGGAGCAGUAACAAUGGUAGCAGUACGCACGACGGUAGUAACCAGGGAAGGAGCAAUCAUGGCAGUAGCAACGAUACCAGUAGAAACCACCUAGGAGGCAACAACGUAGGAAGCAGCCACUUAGGAAGCAACCACGUAGGAAGCAAUCACGAGGGAGCCAAUCACGCUGAAAAUCACCACGAUGGAAGUAACAAUGACGCCACCAACAACAGAGGCGAAAACAAUAACAGCAGCAGCAACAAUAAUGGAGGAGCGAACGGCAACGUGGUUCACUCCGGAGAUAAUCUCGACCACACGUAUGAUGAUGAAUUUUUACCCAAAACAAGGUGCAAUUCGUGGAGCUCAUACGAACGAAUCUGCAUGACGGAGGAAGUAUUUGAUCAGUUUAGAGGAAAAGUCACUUUUGAAAAAUUCAAAAAAAAGGUGGAGGUGGACGAACAAGAACCAUUCAGCAGUAACAACACGAGAAAGAGUUAUCCCGAAAUGGUUGAAUCAUCCGAUGGAAGGAAUAAUAAAAAGGACCCUUUCCACAUGGACGAUUUUUAUGGCAAAAACAAAAAACGGAAGUACAUUCUAGUGAAGAACGAGCCCAUGGAUGAAGAGGACAUGAGCCCUAAGGAGAGAGAGAAAUUUGUCCUUUCCCAUUUGAGUAGUGCCAAAGGGUUAGAGAGCCAAAAGCCUAGCAACAGCAGUCGUAGCAGCAGCAGUUGCCUGAACAACUGCAGCGCAAUCGGUGCUGCUCAACCCCACUACACGAGUACCAAUCAUAUAAAGAAUAUAAGCCAGAAUAUAAAGAUCGACCACCAGGAAGCCUACGUCAACAACGUCACUAGCAGCAGCGUGAAUGGAAGCCUAAAUGGAAGCGUGAAUGGAAGCCUAAAUGGAAGCGUAAAUGGAAGCGGAAACAACUGCCUGAACAAACUCAACGUGCGGGAGAACAACAACAAUAACAACAACAGCAAUAACAACAACAGCAAUAACAACAACACCUGCAUUAUAAACCACAACAACACGAACUAUAUCACUAUCAAUAAUCACAGCAACAAACCGCUGCACAAAAAUAAGUCGCCAUCCAAACUGUCAUCAGGAAAUAUUUUUAAAAAAAAAGUGAGCACCUUUAAAAAGAGCCUGAGGAAGUUUUCCAAAAACGGAACCACCACACAUGGGCAUACCUUAAACAUACAUAGACUGAACGGCAUGAAUGGACUGAGUGAGAAGAAGGGCAGCUAUCCAGACCAUCAACACAUAUCCAACCCCAGGGAAAUCGCUUAUAGGAAUAUGUAUGCGACGGAGAAUAUGGACUUGUACACGGAUGAGAAAAUACUCUUCAAAGAACAUGGGGAGAAGAAGGCCAAGAGUUGCUUCAUGCAAGAGAAUGACGAUGCUCACCCGAGUAUCGAGCACGUGGAUAUGAUGGACAGGAGCAAGGGGGCACCAGUUAGCAGCACUGGAAAUAUGGGUGGAAGGAGCGUCCGAAGCAGAAGUAACAGCCUUAGCAGGGGGAACAGUUCGAAGGGGGGAAACAACCAGGGAAGGUGCUACAACAGCGCAGAGGAAAACACAUUCGAGGAGUGCGAUCCCUACCUCUCCAACGGACUGCACAACGUCAACUCCAUCUACGAAAUGUACAUGAGUGAGCGAAGCGAUAGGAUAGGCAGCAUACCGGAGGACAGCAGAGGGGAUGAAAACGAGUGCCACUACAAGCAGGAAGAGGACAAAGACGAAAAAGCGUGCCCAAAAAAUAAGAUUAACUUCAUGCAAGACCAUAUAGACAAAGAAUCGAAAAACAGCCCAAGUCGAAAUGCCAUUCCGAGGCUAAUUUUUACCAACGCAGAAAAUUACCCUUCCGACGAGAUCCUCAAUACGAAUAACACGGAGUAUGAAGAGAAUGAAGGGGAAGCUCCUAACCAGACAAAUUACCCAAGGAAAGAAAAAAUGGUCGUAGUAAAUUGCUACCAAAGAGGUACAGAUGAUAAAGUGAACGAUUGUAGCAGUCGCCAAGUGUCCCGUAAUGCCAAUUCGGAAAGUAAAAGAGGUCUCCAUAAGAGUCUCCCUGAGCUAUACGGAGUGACGGAAGAAAAAUAUCCUCUCAACCUGUUUGCCCCGCGGGAUAUCAAAUACUCUGACGAGGUGAACAACGACGAGAAGGGCAAUGAUGCGAUUAGCUCCGUCGAGUAUGCUGAUGGGUCAUGUGUGGGGAAGAGUGGCAAAAGUGAUGUGAGAAGUAAGGCAAACAUAAAAGAAAACGACGAUGAAGAAGAGGAAGACGAAGAAGCAGAAGAAGAAAAUCACGAAGAGGAACUACUCGAAUAUGUCAGAGACAUGUUUAACAAAAACGGGUCAUGCCCUAGUGGAAGCGCAAAUGUUAACGGCAGCGCACAUGACAGAAGGAAUAAUUCAAACGGCUACCCCAGAAAUAUUGCCCAAAAGGAACAAGUGGAAAAUCCCGACUCUUUUAGGAAAAUUAAUAACACCCAUUUGGAUGCCUCAAACACGAAAGAAGGUGAACAAGGGAAGAAGAAAAAAACGCAAGGGAUUAGCAGUUCAGUCGAUCCCAAUGACGCUAUGAGGCUCACACUACAGAAAAGCAAAGGAAGCGCGUUCUUUGCACACGACGAGGAAGUGAGGAAUAAUCGUAAGGGAAAUUACUCUUCGAGUGACACCUCAAACAGGGUGAGAGGCGCGAAAAGAGUGUGCCACUACAAGAAAGGAGACCACCGCUCAGUAGAUGCCUACAACAGUGGCAGUAGUACUGUGGACGCAACGGGCAGCGUUUCCGGAAGCGGCUGCCAAGACGCCGACAUGAUAAUAAACAUAAAGGACGUGUUGAGUACGGAAAAUGAAAAGUGCGAUUACUACAUCAACUUCUUGGAAAACGUCUUGAGCGCGCUAAAGGAAAAACGGUCAUGCCAAGCGGACGAGGGGGAUUUGAUAAACGAACUCAAGUUAAACGUCGCUUCCCCGAAAACCAUGGAAAUUGUAAAGAGGUUCCCAAAUUUGUCGCACAAGGAUGUGCAGCAUCUCUCCGAAGAUAGACAAAUGGCCAUGAGUAAUCAUCGAAAAAUGAAUAGUAAGAGCCCCCAUCAGAUGGGAAACUUUCCAAAGUACUCAAAGAAACUUUUUCUUGACAGCGCACUCCAGGAUCUUACCAAGACUAAGAAUAUGCGACUGAAGAACCUUCUCUACAGUUACAAGAGCAUGGUAGCUGAUGGUUUUGGAAGUUGCAACAGCGGCACCAUCAGCGGAAGCAACAGCACUGGGAACAGCACCGGCAACUGCUGGGCCCCCUUUAAGUCUAACCACGAUGUGCAUCCCGAGGAGGCGAAUGGCCCAACUGUUCAUCAUUUCCACUUCGAUAACUUGCCAAACUUGGAGCGAAAAACAAAUGGAGAGAAAAGAGUCGUGACAUACCACCUUAGCAAAAAAAACGAGAAAAAGAAAAGGAAAAAAGAAGUGGAUGAGAAUAUCGCAUUGAAGAUGAAUCCAAGCAGCAAAAUGGGAGCAGCCAAAAAAACGGAGGCGCUAAAAAUGGACAAUGCAAAGGAAUCCAAAUCGUUCCAUGAUAUCUCCAACCAAAGCAACAACAGCGACGAUGGAGAAAAUGUUGAACCCAAAAUAAAGUACACCAAACUAGAACUGUUAAACAUACCCAUUGUCAAAAUGAAUUACAUGCAUAGAUACUUCGAGUAUAGCGAAUCCAUCGACAAGCUAGCGUUGAACAACAUAGACGCACUCAUAAAAAACAUGAACAUAAUAAAUUUGUACAAUGGAAAAAAUAAAAACACCAUUAAUUUUAUUAAGGGAAAUUUCCAAGUCCACCUGCUAGAAUCUUACACCAACAUUUUGCUCUAUUUUGAUAUCUUUAGCGACUUUAGAAAUUAUAAUUUUAUUUUUAAAAAUUGCGAAUUUAUUAACAUUCUGCUCGAUUAUGUUUGCGGUACAAAAACGGAGAGCCGAAAUUUCAGCUCAGAUGAUUCGCUCAACGAAUUGGUAAAAAAUAUUUUGUUGUUUGAUGAAAUUUUUAAAUUGAAUAACAAAUUAAAUGAGUUUUUUAGGAGUAUCUUUUUGUCUAUAAACGUAAAGCCGAAUUUGUUCUUUUUUCCUUCUCCGGAUUAUUUUGAGCGAUUUUACCUCCACUUGAGUGCCAAAAUGGAAGCUGCGGAGCAGGCGAGCCACGACGAAAGGACCAUGGAGUCGGGGCAAUCGGAAGAUGCAGAUGGGUACCGCGCGGAGGCUCACCAUGAUAUGCACUCCGAGGAAAGCCACACGCAGGGAAACACCGGCAGCAGUAAUGCUUGGGAAGACUCAGCAGCGGAUUGCGUGGGAGAGGAAGAUGUUAGCGAAGAAGUCGAAGAAGAAGUCAGCCAAAAUCCUAGCCGAGGUGCUAUCCAAGAAGUAAGCAACGAGCCCAGCAACGACGCCGAGGUGAUCCCCGAACGAGCCGCUUCCUCUGCGCAGGAAGAACACAGCACGGAGAGAGGAGCACAACUCGGAAAGAUAGAAGAAGAGAAAGAAGAACAAAAAGAAGAAGAAGAGUCAUUCGUCCACUUAGCACAUUUGUCCACACCGACUGAUGAGCCACUCAUCCAGUGCGAGAAUACCCAAGACAACGAAGUAGAGGGCGAUCACCAUUACGAUGAUAAGGAGCACCCACCAAGUGCUAAAAAGGAUGGAAGCGACCUCGGAAGGGCGGCGGGAGCAGAUGCUAUAGCGCAGAAUGAUGACACAUUAGUAAAGAACGAACCAAACGAAGCAUCAAACGUGCCUCCCCAUGCAGUUACAACAGACAAUGAAUCCAACCUAAUGGCUGAUGACAUCAAUGCUGGUCAGUUAAAUCCGCCAAGCAGCCUACAAAGAAUGAAUAAUGGUGUGCACAUCGAUUCGAACAAUGAUAUGGAAUGCAUCCCCAACAGUUCCAGCGACCAAGUGAAUGAUUCCUCCGUGCAGCAAAAUUACAUCAGUUGGGACGACACUUCGAAAGAGGUUACAGAAGAUCCUCUUAACCAGGACACAUGUUUAGAAUCCAUUGACGAUACGCAAAAUGAAAACAAUAUUGCGACGAACCAAUCCGAUGGCAUACCUCUACUACAUGGUAGCAAAGAAGAAAGGGACAUAAAUGAGAAACCAUCUUUUCAUAUGGCAUUAACUAAGGGAGAGGUUGCAGGAGGGAAUUCAAAGAAAGAAGAAAAGGAAUCCUCGCAAAAUGAUGCUCCCAAUGAGCAGAGGGAUGGUGAUAUUAUUCUUAAUGAGGAUGAGGAGGGUGAAGAAAAAGAUAAUAGUGUUGUUCCCGCGGAGGUUGGAGAAAAUGGUCUAAUUGGUAAGACCAUCGAAAUAUCAGUGGAGCACCAAUUUAAUGAGCCAAACUGUAGCAACAGAAUUGCAGCCACGGCCACCACCACCAGCGCUACUGUGAACAUCAAUGAUAGGGCUCAAAAUGUGUGCGAAGAUAACACGGAUGAGAAGGCCUGCCGGAGGAAUGAAAUAGUCAAUAACGAUUAUGACGAAAGCAAUAAUAAUAACUCUGGGUGCGACGUCUCCGACGGGAAUGCGCUAGCCAACCUGGGUAAUAACAGCUGCUGCAAUGACGACUCGAACAGUGCCCAGGGGAGCGGUAGUAAUAAUGAUAGGCAUGAUGAAAACGAUGACAUCAGCCGGGAAAAAGCCAACGACACCGGCAACGAAGCGGACCUAGUCAAAUAG
Molecule: messenger RNA, 7347 nt
Organism: Plasmodium inui San Antonio 1
Lineage: Eukaryota; Apicomplexa; Aconoidasida; Haemosporida; Plasmodiidae
Exons: 1
Coding region: 1-7347 (2448 amino acids)
Source: RefSeq, a predicted model, not a curated record